AUGGCCUUUGUGGAGGAGACUAUUCACGUCUCGGUCAAGGACACGUCUUCCCCAUUGUCUGAUAAAGUUCGUAAACCCCCUCCUGAAGAAUCUGCCAUUCCGGUUCCAUUCUCGUAUACCCCGAGUGAUGAUGGAAUAGACGAGAACCUGUUGAUUUUUUUGCACGGUCUCGGGGACACGCACAAACCGUUCUCGAAGCUCGGAAGACAGCUUAAGCUGCCGCAAACCGCUACUUUGUCCAUACGUGCGCCUGAAAAGAUUCCUUUCUUAUACGAGGAGGCAUAUCAAUGGUACACGUCUUUCGACGGUUUUGGGGAGCUGAUCGAAAGGCCUGAUCCCACCCCGGCCAUGAGCCUGAUUUCCGCAGUAAUCAAGCAUUUUGUCAGGGACUGCGAAUGGACUAUGAACAGGAUUCAUCUGUUUGGAUUCGGCCAAGGCGGAAGUGUCGCCGUCCAGUAUGCGAUUCACCACUGGAAUGAUCUCCUGUUACAACAGCAGACCGCGGAUCUCAAACUAGCAGUCAAUGUUCCGACGUCGUCGAAUACUAAUACACCCUCCGGCCCCAGCGUGGAUACACGGAAGGGGUCGCCAGUUGCUAUCAUUUCAUCGAACUCCCUGGCAUCCGUCGUAUCUGUCUCGGGUCCACUACUUUCAUAUCCAACGCUGAGCCAGAAGUGCCCUACCCCUGUUGCCAUCUCGUAUCGUUUACCCCCCGCCGAAGAAGCCCUGACGCAAUCACAAUUAACCGAGUUCAAGAAGGCAUUCACGCGAGUCGAGGAAGUAAAGUUAUCGGACAAACGGGGCGGUAUGCCUGCUUCGAGAGGCGAAUGGGAAGGGAUCAUGAAAUUUUGGAGUGAUGUCCUGGAGAGGAGGCGCGGGGAGGGGCUAUUUGAGGUGAUGAGCGGUACGCCCAAAUAG
Pleurotus ostreatus (oyster mushroom) is the source of this 918-nucleotide messenger RNA. RefSeq lists its product as uncharacterized. Lineage: Eukaryota; Fungi; Basidiomycota; Agaricomycetes; Agaricales; Pleurotaceae. The record is from RefSeq and is a predicted model, not a curated record. Gene Ontology annotation, molecular function: hydrolase activity. The coding region runs from base 1 to 918 and encodes 305 amino acids. The transcript has 3 exons.